AUUUUAAUAUUACUAAAAUUUGAAUAUUCAUGCUUAACGUUCCCAAGCAACUCAAUUUCGGGAUAAUUUCCCGACUGAAGUCCAAGAUCUGCCCCGACUCCAUCUAGGCGUCAGCGCCUCGCUUUCUCUUCCAAGCCCCGCGCGACGACUCAGCUGCCACCAACGGCAGAAAACGGCCCUCCUUUCUUCUCACUCCGGCAGUAAAAGCUUCAACGCUCAUGGCUUGGAGAGGACAAUUGUCUAGGAAUUUGAAGGAACUUAGAAUCAAUUUCUGCCAAACGUCCCCUGCAAGUUCGCACGCUAGAGCGUUCGUUGAGAGAAAUUACAAGGAUCUGAAGACACUGAACCCCAAAUUUCCAAUUUUGAUUCGUGAAUGCAGUGGGGUUGAACCUCAGCUCUGGGCUAGAUACGACAUGGGUGUUGAAAGGAGCAUUCGUUUGGAAGGCAUGACAGAGACACAGAUCUCUAGGGCAAUUGAGGAGCUCGUCAAAGUGGGGGCUGCGCUUAAAGCUUCCUUCAUAUAGUACCAAUGCUGCAUUUGCUACAUUUCCCUUGGCUCAUGGAUCAGCAAUCUUUCGUUUUUUUUUUCUGUUUUAUGCAAGUCAAGGUCUAUAUAUAUUUCGCCAGCAUUUGUCGAUUAUGAUAAGCUGCAAGGCAUUUGAUUUGGUCAGCAUUUGUCUGAGGAUGUAACACAAUAAUGGUUUAAACGCUUGUGCUGCUAGACCUUUCCAACUGUUAUGGAAGCAUCCUUGACUUUUA
Molecule: messenger RNA, 759 nt
Organism: Malania oleifera
Lineage: Eukaryota; Viridiplantae; Streptophyta; Magnoliopsida; Santalales; Ximeniaceae
Product: NADH dehydrogenase [ubiquinone] 1 alpha subcomplex subunit 2
Exons: 4
Coding region: 219-524 (101 amino acids)
Source: RefSeq, a predicted model, not a curated record